CAAUAGAAAUUCACACCAAAAUUCCAUUCUUAAUACUCAAUAUCGAUUCUGUGAAGAGGCAGCCCUCUUCACGAGCCUGAAAUGUACCCUCAGUCACGUUUUUUUGCCCGUCAGUUGAACCCCGGCGUUAUCCUAACCCAAGAGCUGAAAAUGAAAAUGUACAACUUUGAGGCACUCCACCUCGAGAAGAACCAGCUGGAGACUGACAUCGAGCUGAUUCGCAAGCAGCAAGACUCCAUUGAGGAUAAGCUCGCCGAAGCACUGGCCGAAGAGGAGUUCCAGCGCUGCUUGAAUGGCCACAUGACGAUCGGUCCCAAUGACAGCGAAGUGCUGGAGAUAUUCAAGAAGCAUUUGACCAGCACCAUCGAUAAACUGGCCAGCAAGUACGAGCGCAAAAUUUAUUUGGACAUAGAUCUACAGAAGCUCAAGAUGACCAUCGAAAAGGACAUUUUGAAAGUCAACGAGGAGGCGGCUGCAGCCGAAACUGCGACAUCCUAAUGCCCAAACUUAACGUAC
Drosophila navojoa is the source of this 516-nucleotide messenger RNA. RefSeq lists its product as uncharacterized. NCBI's taxonomy places the organism in Eukaryota, Metazoa, Arthropoda, Insecta, Diptera, Drosophilidae. The record is from RefSeq and is a predicted model, not a curated record.